This is a messenger RNA of Nezara viridula (southern green stink bug), 2722 nucleotides long. Lineage: Eukaryota; Metazoa; Arthropoda; Insecta; Hemiptera; Pentatomidae. The record is from the annotation of a GenBank genome assembly.
AUGUUUGUAGUGAUCAAACUUAAAAAUAUGAUUGGUUCUACUGUCCGAAGCAAUUGCUUUCCAAUGCCACUCUUAUCUAAACGCCCUCUUCACACUUUUUCUUCAUUGCACCUGUGGUACCUACGCGUUGACGAAUAUAAAGGAAAGAAGACGCCAAAGAUGGACCUGUAUCGGAAGAGGAUGCCGGACUACAGCGAGCUAGCCUACAGGGAAGCCGUCGCCAAGCUGAAAUACCUGCUGGCUGAAUCCUAUACACCCGUCGGAGCCCAGCGCAAGCCAAUUGCAAUGGGAGGUACGGUGGCCGAAAAAGAUUGGUCAGAGAGCCCUGUGUACCCUCUGGAGUCGUCGAGAUUCAGGAGCCCUGCGGAAGAAGUGCCUGCGCCACCUUACCUCAGAAGACAAGAAGAGUAUAUCGAGCACUUGGAAAAAGAAGGACAGUUGUACAGGGAGGAGCUGUCGAGGGUGUUGGACAAGGUGAAAGAGGUAGUUGGAAGUCAACAGAGGGAUGACACUGAAGAAGAAGAUUCGGACAAGGAGGUCAAGGGAAGAAGCAGACGAGGUCCAAGCAUUGUCUACUCUUCCAGGAUAAGUGAGCUGGAAGCGCAGCUGACUCAAUGUAAGCUGGAGUUACGGAAGGCGCAUGAUGAGGCUUCUUAUCUGAAAGCACAUUCCAAGCCUAUCCAGCCCCCUGUCAGCCAACAGCACCUACAACAACUAGAAUCGUUACAAAGGGAGAGGGAUGAAUUGAAUGAAAGAGUUUCUAGCCUUCAGAAUAUUGUUAGCCAGUUGAGGGACAAAGAAGCUUCGGCCUCUGAGAAAGCAAAGAGGAGUUUAGAUGUUGUUGAUCAAGCACAAUUUGACAAAAAUCAGUUGGAGAUGGAAGUACGGCGAUUAAGGUCUGAGCUCGAUCGCAUGAGCGAGAAACAAAGAGAAGCUUUACAAGAUUCUGCACGUCGGGUGAGCGAGGCAGAGAGACGAUAUGCUAUGCAGAUGGAAAGGUUGAACAGUGAUCUCGCUGCCCAAUGGGAUGCUGCUAACCGCCUUAAUCUAGAGUUAGAUAGAGCCCGUCGUACUGAGACUGAACUAAGGAGAGAGCUGGCACAGAAAGCUGCCAACAUGGAAGAAUUAAAGAAAGAGUUAACAACUAAAACUGGUACAUUACAGACCGAGGCCCUUACUACAGGGGCGGAACGAGAAAGCCUAGAGGCAGAGUUGUCUGCCUCUCGACUGGCAACAGAACGAGCCGAGAGGCAGGGCAGACAAGAAACAGCUAGGCUACAGGCUGAAGUGCAAGCUCUGCGAGCAAGGUUGGACAGAGCAGACCAAGACCUCCUUUACAGUCGUAAGGAGAAUAUCAGGCUUGCUGAUGUCAUUGCUGGUCUCGAGAAAGAGUUGAGCUUGGCUAAACUGACGAAGGACUCUACCACUUCGAAGGAUUCGAAGAGGGCUGAUGAACUGACGUCAAUGAUAAAGGAAAUGGACGCUAAACAUGAUGACAGACUGGAAAAUUACAAAAACGAAAAUGGCACCGAUGUAGAAAGAAAUAUUAGGACAAAUGAAAUUGCUGGCCCACCUAGAGGGAUCACAGAACAAAGCUUUGAUAAAACUGGUACUGAAAAAGUCGAAAAUUUAAUGGGAGAAAAGCAACUACCCAAUGUGCAUGAAGCAAAUAAAUUUGAGAAUCGAAUAUACGAAGGUUAUGAUAAAAAUAAUGAAAAUAAUCCAUCAUAUCCUCAAGAAGCUAAUAAAGAUAAAGAUGUUAAGAAAGAGCAACCUAAUCAUGAAAAUUUAGCUAAGGAAUAUAGUAAUGAGCAAGACUACAAUAAAGGAGAAAUUGAAGAAUAUAAGCAAAAUACCUACGAUCCAACUGCUACAGAAGGGUAUAUUCAAGAACAGGAAUACUCUCAACAAAAUUCUGAAAACUAUAACCAAGGUCAAGAAUAUAGUCAAAGUGGCGAUGUAGGAUACAAUCAAGACCAAGGAUAUGACCCAAAUGCUCAAGGGCAAGAAUAUGGUCAAGGGCAAGAAUAUGACGAAAGGCAAGCAGACAAUUACAAUCAAGAGCAAAAGUACGAUCAACCAGAGAUGGAAGGAUAUCACCAGGAAACGGGACAGGUAUAUGGUCAAGGAGUAGAAAGUUAUGAACAUGGCCAGGACUAUAGUCAGCCCGAUGGUGAUAUAGCGAUGUAUCAGGGAGGCAAUGAAGGAUAUGAGCAAGGACAACCCUAUGACCAACAAGGUGAAGUGGCUUACGACCAAAAUCAAUUAUAUCAGCAACAAGAAGCAAAUUAUUCUCAAGAACAAGGAUAUGAUGCCACGAAUAAUGAGUAUAGCCACGAUCAAGUAUACGAUCAAACCGGAGCAGAACAGUACGAACAUAAUCAAGGUUAUGACCAGUUGCAAGGUGAAGGGUACAACCAAGGCCAGGAAUACGCAAGCCAAAAUGAAACAUAUCCUACUGAAGUCAACUACCAGCCAAACCCAACGGACCAGGCGUAUGUAGAAGGAGAAAACUAUGGAUCGGAAGGGUACAUUUAUGAAGAAAAAAAAAUAGAAACCUAACUGCCAGAUUGUCAAUUCAACAAUAGCUUCUGUAAGUUUAUACUAGAAAUGAUAUUAAUGGUAUGGAGCUAAGUAGUAAUAAAUAUUAUAUAGACAACAAUUAAAAGGAAUUUUGUUCACCCCGAAAUACUCAAAUGACUGGCUGUGGGUUUCAGUUCAG